UAACUCAUGUAUCUGAAGCGUAUCGUGCGCGAGUAUUUUCUAGUGUUCAAAAUAAUGAGCCCUGCUUUGGACGAGUAUGGAUUAAUAAUAAUGAUGCAAUAUGUGACACUGGAAACAUAUUCUGCAACAAUUGUCAAUUAAUGGAUUGUUCCACACCAAAUAACCCAUAUUCUGUUCAAGUGCACAUGGCUAAGAACAGUAAAUUGGUUGAUGCCGGCAAUAAUGGAUGCUUUGAAGUAACUGGUACUGGGUUUAAUUGGGACUUUAAAGAAAUAGAUUGUAGUCAAUAUCCCAGUAACCCUACCACUUGUCACUUGUAA
Messenger RNA from Diversispora eburnea, 320 nucleotides. NCBI's taxonomy places the organism in Eukaryota, Fungi, Glomeromycota, Glomeromycetes, Diversisporales, Diversisporaceae. The record is from the annotation of a GenBank genome assembly.